Messenger RNA from Psilocybe cubensis, 516 nucleotides. RefSeq lists its product as uncharacterized. NCBI's taxonomy places the organism in Eukaryota, Fungi, Basidiomycota, Agaricomycetes, Agaricales, Agrocybaceae. Bases 1 to 516 code for a protein of 171 amino acids. The record is from RefSeq and is a predicted model, not a curated record. The transcript is spliced from 2 exons.
AUGGCCGUGGUGUACGAUACCCUUGUAUUUCUUGCAAUAUCAUGGCGCCUGGCGAAGAACGCCCACGUUGAGGUGGGAGGAAUACGAGGUGGAAUCAAGAUGGCUAUUUUAGGGAGAUACCUUCCUCUGUUCAGCAGAAGCAUGUUGAUUGAUGGACAAAAAUACUAUCUGUUGACAACAAUAUCCGCACUUCUCACCAUCGUCUUUGCCUCAAUCAAGUCUGUGCCAGUACCGCUGAGCACAGUAUUUGCAACGCCAACAUUGAUGCUGACAAACAUUAUGGCGUGUCGUGUCUAUCGAAAUACGCGAUUCGGCUUGUUCAGAGAGGACGAAAUUUCAACUGCGAACAUGUCCCGGGACAUUCCAGUUUUUGUGCACCAACAAACAUGCGACGGUAGCAUAACAGGCAAGCAUGAAAUACAAGGGUUUAAUAUUGACGGUAAAAGUGAGGAGCUUUCGACUGAAAAUAGAGGCAAAAAGAUAGAUUCAUUGCAGAUUGUUAAAGGGGUUGUCUAG